GUCAUAUGCGCGUCAUAGGCUAAACUGUCUUUAUCUGGACCGGGGAAAAUACAACCGUCAUUAAGCGAAGUUCUUCAUUCGUUUGUGCAAACAAGAAGGGAAGCAUGUUAGAUACAUGCAGAGAAGCAAAUUUUGAAGAAGUUCGCCUCAGUGGAAAGCCAUUUCAGUGUAAUCUUCGCGUUUGUGACGCUUCAACGAACUUUUCGUGCAAAACUAACAAGUUCGAACUCUGCACAAACACGAACGAAAGUGGAAGGUGGAUGCACGUUCCAAAAAAUAACGGCAAGGAAAUGAUUCUAAACACCGUUUGUGAAAUUGGCCGUCUUAUAGGAUCGGGAGGAUUUGGAACCGUUUACGAGGGGAGUUUGGAUGGUAAAAAGAUAGCAGUUAAGAACAUGCAUCGAAACGUGAAAAACCCGCAAGCAAUGUACGAGAGUGUCCAAGCAGAGAAAUUGGCUCUCCCCCUGAAACAUCCUAACAUUGUACGGACUCUGGCUUUUUUUGAGCAAGAAAAUCUACAAGAUGUGUGGAUUUUCAUGGAAUUUGCUGGUAACAGGACAUUACAGGCAAUUAUUGACGAUGAUCGAGAAGUUCUGGGAAGUUCUCGCCGAUGGAACUAUGUUCGUGACAUUGCCUGUGCGUUAAAAUUCGUCCACGAGAAUGGUCUUGUACAUUUGGACUUAAAACCUGCAAAUGUUAUUGUUGAUCGUCAAGAUCUCUGCAAACUCGGUGAUUUUGGAUGUUGUCAGAGUAUUGGGAUAACUGCUAAGGACGAAGCUUUGCUUCCUCCGAGCCCUGCACCGAGUCCGAGAAGCUUACUAACUGGAACAUUCGCGUACAGGGCACCAGAGUUGUUAAAAGGCGAACUUCCCAGCGGAAAAGCUGACAUGUACUCACUUGGCAUUUGCUUAUGGCAGAUGCUUUUCCGGGAACAUCCCUAUGGACUAGAAAGUCACUUUGUUGUUAUUUUCGGAGUUGUUGCGCAUCACUUACGACCGUCACUUGUAAAUUUGCCGGCAUUUGCGUCAACCGAUUCAGACACGCCGGCCUAUAUUGAACUCAUGAAGUUGUUAUGGCAUGCAAGCCCACUUGGCAGACCUACUGCAGGGGAAGUUUUAAAAAUUGUGGAUGAUAUGAAAACCAUGUGACAUUCUGGUUCAACACAUGUCGAACUGUACACUAGUGCACGUAGGUCCUUGUUAGUUUGCACGUAGGUAGGCAACAAAGGUUGUAGAAUUGACGCUUUGCAUUUGCCACGACAGAAUUAUUUUUUAAAUUUUAUUUCUCGGAAUAAUUUCGUAUCAGCUAAAAUGAAAAUUUCACUUUUUCUCUACCGGAUGUGUUAAGAGAAUCUAAAGGUCAAAUUGUUGACCGGUUUCGUGUUGAAAUUCCGUGUACGUAUGUUGUUGUAUUUUGUGGUGCUGUCACGACGACGUAUUUGCAUAAAUUUGCAAAAUUUUGCAAAUCUCAUUUACGCUCCAAUACAAAAGAUUUACGCAGAUUCCAUUCGUGAACGAAAUUAGUGAUUUUGUAGUCAAUUCUCAAAGGAAUUAAUGUUUUCUAAAGAAAUCUUACGCAGGUAAUAAGGAGAAGUAAUCUCUAUAUGUUUUGGUACAUUUGAAGCAAAUUUCGACUUCCGUGACACGGUAGCUGGAAUUGGAAUAUUGAUCAUUACUCGUAAAAGUGCGCUCUCAUCCUGUAUAGAGCACUUUUUAUAGAUUGCAUGUAAAUGAGAGAUAAAUGUGUAUUAGUUUCCAAGGAGAUCCUAUAUGUGAGAUUUUGUAAUGAGCCGUAAAAUUUUAUAGCCUUUUUGUUCCCCUAGACAACAUAAUCCUUCGUAAUCAAGAGGUUUUCAUGAAUCUGAAAGUAAUUUUUUGGGAGUUUUUCAGGUUGCGUAAUGUGCUGUUGUCGUUCUUUUUUAAUGGCCUUGAACUUUCCUAAUGCUUUUCGAAUAUUUCUAUUUUUUAAAUUAAUUUUAAUUUUAUUUACAGUUUUUUGGUACUUUUAGUGGGCCAGACUGGUGUAAAAAAUGUUUUUUAUUACUCUCGGUAGAAGCCCGUACUAUGAUCUUUAUGCUAAAGAAAAUAAAAAACUCAGUGUGAAAAAAAUUCGAGCAAUUUAGUGUCUACAUUGUAUCAUGCAAGAUGUAAAUAGUAUUGCAAAGUCAUGAUUUGAAACCUAAAUUGUUUUAUUAUUGUAUAUUGAUACCAAACAUGUAUUAUAAAAUUUACAGAUUUAUCAUUAAGAGAGUUUAUUUAUUAGUUAAAGGAAUAGUUGAUAUUUAGAGUUAUAUUCUGAGAGAAUCUUCCAAAAUUUUCAUAGCUUGAUGAAAGCAAGUAGAUAAACACAGAAAAGUCCGUGACUAUAAUUAAAAUAUUAAUUGUACAGAGAACAACAUAUUGUUGUGACUUACAGUAAAACUGUACAAAAUAAAAUGUAUGCUGAAAGAA
Molecule: messenger RNA, 2450 nt
Organism: Stylophora pistillata
Lineage: Eukaryota; Metazoa; Cnidaria; Anthozoa; Scleractinia; Pocilloporidae
Product: serine/threonine-protein kinase mos
Biological process (GO): protein phosphorylation
Molecular function (GO): protein serine/threonine kinase activity; ATP binding
Source: RefSeq, a predicted model, not a curated record